Messenger RNA from Spodoptera frugiperda (fall armyworm), 1516 nucleotides. RefSeq lists its product as uncharacterized. The transcript has 3 exons. The coding region runs from base 109 to 1467 and encodes 452 amino acids. The record is from RefSeq and is a predicted model, not a curated record. NCBI's taxonomy places the organism in Eukaryota, Metazoa, Arthropoda, Insecta, Lepidoptera, Noctuidae.
ACAUUUGAACGUGAUUUAUUUUGUAACCGUUUUAUUGUUAUGUAACCAUUUACUACAUAAUAUAUUUAAUUUUUAUUUUUUGAGCCAUUGUAUUAUUAUUUUAUCAACAUGUUCAACUUGACAAUGAACUCGUAUCUUCAGAAGGAAUGUCCAGUGGACCCAAGGGUUAUAAAUAAGGCUUUGCGACGAGCCAUGCAAAAGAAACUACAUAGUGAACAGGAUGAGGAUAGUAACGUGGCACUACCUGAUGCUCACAAACUGGAGUCGAUCCAGCCGUCUCUCAGUGCCCCAAACGUGGACGUCACGGUAGCAACCCUGGGCUUCGGACGAUCAGGACUCGACAACCUUAUAAGGGACCUCAGUUCAAAAUACAACUUGACAAAACGGCGAGCCAUCCAUACCUUGCUUAAUCAGAUAGUAUACCCAGAAAAUCUGCUAUAUUUCGUGGAAAAGAACGUGCUCUAUAUACUAACAACGAUGAUGACAGAUAAGGAUCCGUUCAUACGGGAAAAAGUUGUUAUUAUCUUCACCCAUUUAGCAAGCACGCAUAUAUGCAAGAAGAAAAUUCUAUCGAGUCCAGUCUUCAUUGAUAACAUCAUAAAUAUGAUCAUGCAUGAUUGCAAAGAGAUCAGAUACGCUGCAUCACUAUGCCUUAAAACUCUGACCAGAGACAGAUGCGCCUGUGAAAUAAUCAUGAAAAAUGACAAUAUAAUCGUAAGCCUCCUCAAAUUGAUAAAACACGACUACAUGGACAUCAUUCUGCACCAUUUGAAUUCGCUUAAAUACUUAUCAGACUGGGACCCUGUCAAGCCACUGGAAGCGAAGGCAUUUGAAGUGUUGGAGAGACUGUUAAUGUUUAAUCGGAACAAUGUGGUGCAAGCUGCAAUGGACUGCUUAGCAGUGCUGUGCAGACAUGAGAUUGGGAAGCAGCUCGCAGACUCGUACGACUUGAACAAAUUACUGCUAUAUUACAUCCAUCUACAAGACGUACGAGUGAUAAGGAGCGCACUAGGACUGCUGCAGUACACGACAAUGACAGUGAGGUCUAAAUGGAGAGUAAAAGAAUUUUCCUACAAACUCGUGAAACGUCUAGUAAGGCUCACGUAUGCGCAGAACCAGCCACUGAUACAACUUCGAGCUAUGCAAGUAUUGAUGAACCUGUGCGACCAUCCCGAUAUGAGGAUGGAAGUCAAACAAAGUUGGGAUAUGUUUGCAAAGGCGGUGCACAGAGUGAUCAUUUGUCCUGAGGAGCUAUUCAUAAAUACUUCGGAAGUUACAACGUUUAAUGAGGAGACUGGCCUGAACUAUGAGACUAUGAGUAUAGAACCGGUGGAUAUAAUAAGGAAAGAGUAUGGUAGUGUUCAAAUCGGAGACCCAAGCAGCUACAUCGGACGGAUCCACAAUGUGAUGCGCAAUCUAGUAAAGGCUAUGAAUGCUACUUCUUAUCCAACCAGAGAACUUAAAUAAUAGUUCUUCUAAGUUUUUCUAUUUCAAAUGUUUAUAUUUAGAAGCUUUU